AUGAUUUAUAAUGCUUAUUAGCAGUAUCUAUUUAAAUAUAUUAUUUCUAAUUAAUAAAAAAUAUUUAUUGUUUCAUCCAUAUAACAUUUAAGCAAGUAAAACAAAACAAAAAAUAACAAUAAGAAGAUCAGACACAAAUUAACUAGCAAAAAAACAAACAAACAAACAUAAUCCUAUUAUACAAAUUUAAAGGCUUAAUAAAUAUUUGAAAUCCCUAUAAAAGAGCUUUAAAUAUUAAAAACAAGAACACAAUCAUCAACCUAAAUUAUACAAAAAAUAGAUAAAUAGUAAGUUAUGAGUACAACAAACGGCGUUCAUUAGCAGCAUCGCACUGGCUAAUAGUUCAUAGUUUAUCUAGACUAGAAUGGUUCAUUCCCAAAUUCUCACGAAAAGUAGUAUAUAGUACACGCAAAUGACUCAGUUACAAUUACUUUAGAUUCUAGCUGGCUUGAGCAGAAGACUCCUAUCCUGUUAACCAACUACCCAGAGUUUGAUAAGACCAAAAACUCAUAUAUUCAUCCUAUAGCCCCUGAGAUCACAGAAAGUUCAAGCAUGACUAUUUAAGAAUCUGAAUUGCUUAAAAAAUAUAAAAUAUUUACUGGAUUUUAUAAUUCAGAAGGUUCUUGGCAAGUAGACUUGCAAAUACAAGAUUUUGAUGGAUCUUUGUUUCUCCAGGUCAUUUUUAUUCAAGGUGAUUAUUUACCUGGCUAAAGAGAGCCUCUUACCAUUAAGAAUUUCGGAGCUCCUGAAUGGCUUAUGAUCUAGCCCAGGUUAACAGUUAAUAAAAAUCAGAUAGGAAUGGAUUAAAUAAUUAUUCAAACUGUUUUACCUUUUAGCUUAGGACAUUCAAGCAAAUGGUUAGAAAUACUUAGAACCCAGACUAAUUUAGGCUAUAAUGGUUUCCACUUCCCUCCCAUCUAAAAGCUUGGUUUCUCUGGCUCUUAUUAUUCAAUUAAUGACUAGCUCAAGCCCAAUCCUGAUUUAUUUGAUUAAAAUGAAAAGGAGCCCUUCGCAGCCAUGAAACAAAUUGUAAAUACAAUAGAAACAGAAAUGAACGCUCUCUCGUUCGUAGAUAUUUUACUUAACCACACAUCAUUCGAUAGUGAAUGGCUGCUUUAACUCCCUGAAGCAGUGUAUAAUCCUGAGAAUACUCCAUAAUUGGCUGUAGCUUUAUAACUUGAUGAAGCUAUCUAAAAUUUUAGUGAUAAACUAGCAACCCAUCAAGUAAAGGAGUACUACAAUGGUUCAAAUAGGAUAGAAAAUGAAGAACAGCUUAGCGUGUUGAUCGAAAUCAUGAAAACUAAAAUCUUCUAUGGCAUGAAGCUUGAAGAGUACUUCCUUUUGGAUAAACAAGCCAUUUCUACCAAGUUUUAGGAAGCAGUCAAAGGAAAAGGCCUAAAGUUAAUCUAAAAAGAGCAAGAUGUAGAUGACGAUGAAAAUAUCUUCUCAAGAUCUGGAUUCGAUAUCCUGAAUGCUUUCAUCAAGUAAAACACAAGUAGUUUAGGUUCUAAAAGAUAUGGAGCAACUCUUGACAUAAACAAGCUAAUAGAAACAGAGAUCUCCAAACAACCUACCCUCUUUUCAUUGGAGGCUUUCGAAAGAGCAUUAACCCAUUUUAAUUAAACAUGGAUGGAUCGUUUUUACGAAUAUACCAAUUAAGCUGUAGAGUCAACUAGAGGUUAAAUUCGCUAUUGGCAUAUAGAUCUAGGAAGAUUUGAAGUUACAAAUUAAUACUCACUUGUUCCUAGAUACUUUACUAAAAUGAGUAAUGGUAGAUACGCUGCUAACAAUGGUUGGAUUAUGAAUUAUGACCCAUUGAAGAACUUUGCAGAUGAUUAAGAAUUUCACUACUAUAGACGUACUAUUUGCAUUUGGGGAGAUUUGAUUAAGUUAAGGUAUGGUUCAAGCAAAAAGGAUUCACCAGGCUUAUGGAAACGCAUGAAAAAAUAUAUCUAAGAAAUGGCUAAAGUUUUCCAUGGUUUCCGUUUAGAUAACGCACAUAGCACUCCCCUUCAUGUUGGUGAAUAUUUUAUGAGAAAAGCUCGUAAUGUAAAUAAGAAUUUAAUGAUUUUUGCAGAAUUAUUCACUGGUAAUGGUGAGAAAGAUGCCAUUUUUUGUAAAAGAAUGGGUAUUAAUGCUCUUGUCCGUGAACUAAAUCAUAAUAGAAACCCAUUAGAUCUUUACCAUAACCUCCAUUGGUUAUCCAGAUCUUAGGAGUCUAGUGUUGGUUCAUUACCUCGUCUCUUUUAAUUUGACUUUAACUCAAAUCAAAAGAAAACCCAUUUAGUUCCAACAUAGACUAAGAGCAUUGUUUACGACUAAACUCAUGAUAAUGAGUCUACAUUAUCAAUUUUUUCCCAUUAGCAAACAGUUCCAUUAAUUGCAUUAACCUCAUUUAGUCAUUUCGUUCAAGGUACUGUGAGAGGUUUUGACGAAUUAUAUCCUGAAAAGCUCAGUGUAGUUUCGGAAAGAAGAAAGUACUAGUCAUAAUUAGAUUGCACAUAGACAGAAUUAGACAAUAUUCCUAUAGAAGUAGGUAUAGUGGCAACUCUUAAAUUUUCUACUGAAAGCAUAGAAAUUAAAGGUAGUUGGGACAAUUGGACAACAGGAAUUAAAAUGAAUCAUCACUCUGGUAAUCAUGAAACAGGAGUUUUCUAGUAUUUAGCUAAAUUCUAAGUUCCAUCUGCUAACACAAGCUACGAAUAUAAAUAUAUUAUUGACGGAAAAUGGAUAGCUGAUGAGACCAAGCCAAUUAAAAAUGAAAAUAACUACUUUGAUGUUCCUGAAAAUGCUAAUAAUCUAACUUACUAUAAUAACUUAUGUUUGCUCCGUAAAACAUUUAUUGAAAUUAACUAAACCCUAAACAAGCAUUAUCCUUUUAUUUUCUACUCUCAUUAUGACUAUGGAUUCUUAUCUGUUAUGAGAGAGACUUACUAGAAAGACUAAUACUAUUUCCUUAUCAGCAGAACUGCCUUAUGUGAAAACGAUUCUAAGGUCAAUGUAGAAAUAGAGUGUCCUGGAAUUAUUUAAUCAAUUGAAGGAAUAUAUAGUGCUAGUGAUUCAAUAGAUGUAGAUGGUAAUAGAGUUAAGAACCAUGAAAUAUUAACUGGCCUGAAAACCAAAAUAUAUAAAGAGUUCAAUCUUUUUAAGUAUGGUGAAUUGAAGUUUAAUUAGCAAACUAUGAAACAUACAAUUCACUUCUUCAAUGCUCCUCCAUCAUUAUCAAUUGUUAUUAAAUGUACUUUGCAUGCAACUUAAAAGCAAGGAAUUGAGAGAUUAAAUUAUAUGCUUCACCAUAUUCAAGAUGACGAAAUUUUAGCAUUGUAUAGGCCAUUAAAAACAGAAGAUAUAAAUUACCUCUUCUUCUCAUCUGAGCAAGAAGAGCAUGAGAGAAGUGGCUAUGGAAUGUUUAACAUUCCAAAUAAAGGAAAUUUAUUAUUUGGAGGUUUAGCAGGUGUAUUCAAAGAUGUCAAUGAAGCAUGUUUAUACAACGAUUUAGGCAAGCCUCUUUUUGUAAACUUGAGAGAAGGCUAUUGGUACUUAGACUAUAUCAUUAAUAGAUUGAAUAAAUAUGAGGGAAAUUUGACUUAAAUUACUGGAUACAUUUAAUCUUAUUUCGAUUUAUUAAAAGUAAUUCCUAAGUAUUUAAUUCCUCACUAUUUCAGUUAGUUCAUUUUGCAAAUUCAAUUGCAUGCUCAUAAAAUUACUGCCUCCAAAUUGAAAGGAGAAGCCCUCAAAUUAAGCUCUUCAUUCCACAAAAACCUACUAUUUGCAAAUUACUAAUUCUUGUCUGUACUUCCUUCAACUCAUUUCGAUGAAUAUUCGCUUUCAAUGGCUGCUGGUCUACCACACUUCACUACUGGAUGGGCUAGAUGCUGGGGAAGAGAUACAUUCAUUUCCUUGAGAGGUACUCUUUUGAUUCCAGGUUUGUACGAAGAGGCAAAGUCUAUAAUAUGUAUGUUUGCUUCGACUCUCAGACAUGGCUUAAUCCCUAACUUAUUAGAUAACGGAAAAAGCCCAAGAUAUAACUGUAGAGAUGCUUGCUGGUGGUUUGUAAAAGGUGUCAAAGACUAUAUUUAGUUUACAAAUGACACCUAAAUUUUAAAGAAAGAAAUUAAGAUGCGUUUCUUGAGUGAUGAUUUUAUGGAACAUUAUGAUAAGGAGAGCAAAGGAUAAGUUAAAAAAAUGCUAUUACAAGAUAUCAUCUUUGAAAUCUUCUAAAAGCAUGCCAAGGGAAUACAUUUUAGAGAGUGGAAAGCUGGUUGGGAAAUAGACUCAAAUAUGGAUACUGAAGGUUUCAACAUUCACUUAAAGCUUGAUGAAGUAACUGGUUUUAUUUUUGGUGGUAACAUGAGAAACUGUCUAACCUGGAUGGAUAAGAUGGGUUCUUCUACAAAGGCAGGCAAUAAAGGUAUUCCAGCAACUAGCAGAGAUGGAGCUCCUAUCGAAAUGACCGCAAUUUUAAAAUGUUGUUUAGAUUUUGUGAACAGCUGUCCUGAUUUCCCAUACAAAGAGGUGGAAACAGCUUCAGGAAAGAAAUUAACUUUUAGAUAAUGGGGAUCACUAAUAUCUGCAAACUUUGAAAAGUGCUAUUGGAUACCAAACAAGUUACCUAGCAUGGAUAAUAUGUCUGAUAAAUUAUUCAAAUACAUAACUAGAAAAGGUAUUUACAAAGACCUCUACAACUCAUCUAUUCCUCGUUGUGAUUUCUAGCUUAGACCAAAUGCAUGUAUCGCUAUUGCCUUGGCUCCAGAAUUAUUUACACCUCAAAAUGCUCUCUUCCAUCUUGCAACUGUCGAAGGUGUUCUUAUUGAUUAAAACAGCUUAGGUGUUAAAACUCUUGAUAAGCUUGCAUAAGAGUAUGUCCCAUAUUAUGACAAUUCUGAUGAUGGUAUUUAGCCAAAAACAGCUCAUGGAUUCUGCUACCAUAAUGGACCUGAAUGGGUAUGGAUGUAUGGUUAUUUCUUGAAGGCAUUACUAGAAAUCAAUAGAAAAGUUCCAUAAUUCACAAAAGAAAAAUUGAUGAGCUACUUAGCAAACCACAAGCGUCAUAUUAUUAAGAGCGAAUGGCUGUCUCUCCCUGAAAUGACUAAUCAAAAUGGUGAAUACAAUAAUUUCUCCUGCCAAAGUUAGGCAUGGUCAAUUGCAACUUUAGUAGAAGUUUGCUAUGACAGUAUUUAGCUUCCUGUUAAAACUCUUGCCAAGUGA
Tetrahymena thermophila SB210 is the source of this 5208-nucleotide messenger RNA. RefSeq names its product amylo-alpha-1,6-glucosidase. Gene Ontology annotation, molecular function: 4-alpha-glucanotransferase activity; amylo-alpha-1,6-glucosidase activity. Gene Ontology annotation, biological process: glycogen catabolic process. The transcript is spliced from 10 exons. NCBI's taxonomy places the organism in Eukaryota, Ciliophora, Oligohymenophorea, Hymenostomatida, Tetrahymenidae. The record is from RefSeq and is a predicted model, not a curated record.